Messenger RNA from Neolamprologus brichardi, 545 nucleotides. NCBI's taxonomy places the organism in Eukaryota, Metazoa, Chordata, Actinopteri, Cichliformes, Cichlidae. The record is from RefSeq and is a predicted model, not a curated record.
ACCUGACAAGAUGAUUGACAACCUGCUCCAAAUCUGCUUCAGAGGAACAUUUGAGAAACUGGAGGUAGCAGUCAGGAACAUGGUGGAUGAAGGCUACGCAGCCACACAGAUCUUGACACAGCUUCAUGAGUGUGUCAUAGAGCAGGACCUGAGUGACAAGCAGAAGUCGACUAUCACAGAGAAGAUGGCAGUGGUGUGCAAGUGUCUGUCAGAUGGUGCAGACGAGUACCUGCAGCUGUUGAGUCUGUGUUCAGUCAUCAUGCAGGUGGCUUCCCACAACUAAAUCCCCUUCCAUAAACGUCAUGGUCGUCUGCUCCCAUUGGGACCAAAGGCUUUACAGAGACACUUAACUCAGAUUUAUCUGCAUUUGAUUGUUGUUUGGGAUGCUUAACCGUGGACACCAGGCGACCGUGAUCAUUCAUAAACAACGUCAGAGCACUUCAUUAAAAAAAGAAAAGAAAAAAGGACAUGUUAGUACUUAUCCAACAUACUUUUGUACACUUUCUGAAUUCUGGAAAAUAAUAAAUAGUUCUUUGUUUUCAGGG